AUGACUUCCCUUCAUGACUUGAGGGAUGAUGACCUCUACUCUGAUCUCUUCGACAGCCACGUCUACCUGCAUACCUACCAUCUUAGCCAAGAUGAUUACGUGUACGACCAGCGAUAG
Messenger RNA from Haemonchus placei, 117 nucleotides. Lineage: Eukaryota; Metazoa; Nematoda; Chromadorea; Rhabditida; Trichostrongylidae. The record is from the annotation of a GenBank genome assembly.